AUGUCAGUGGUUGGUUCUUUAAUAUUCUGUACUGAUUGUGGUAACUUGUUGGACACCAUAUCAUCUAAGUCCACUUUGGACUGUAAGUUAUGCUAUAAAGAGUAUCCUGCUUCGAAUUUUGCUGAUUUAAAAGUUGUUACUAAAUCAGCUGAAGAUGCAUUCCCAUCUACAUUAAGAAUGAAGAGAUCGGUGGUUAAGACGUCUCUUAAGAACGACGAGUUAACUGAGGGGGCCACUAUUCAAGAAAAAUGUCCAAAAUGUGAUAACGAAGAAAUGCAAUAUCAUACAUUACAAUUAAGAUCUGCUGAUGAAGGGGCUACUGUCUUCUAUACUUGUACUUCAUGUGGAUAUCGUUUCAGAACCAAUAAUUAG
Molecule: messenger RNA, 372 nt
Organism: Hyphopichia burtonii NRRL Y-1933
Lineage: Eukaryota; Fungi; Ascomycota; Pichiomycetes; Serinales; Debaryomycetaceae
Gene: RPA12
Product: DNA-directed RNA polymerase I core subunit
Exons: 1
Coding region: 1-372 (123 amino acids)
Biological process (GO): termination of RNA polymerase I transcription; DNA-templated transcription
Cellular component (GO): RNA polymerase I complex
Molecular function (GO): nucleic acid binding; DNA-directed RNA polymerase activity; zinc ion binding
Source: RefSeq, a predicted model, not a curated record